UGGACCACGGUUUGGGAACCCAUGUAUCAGCCCGUCCUUCCUUUGCGCCUCCUCAAUAGUGACUUCAGCCUCGGUUGCAGGGGGAGGAGCAGGCUGGGAGGCUUUGCUCUGCUCUCAUGUUGAUGUUUGUUGUUUGCGAGGGUGGCAGCAUCGUGUUGUGUGUUUGUGUGUGUGUAUGGAGAGAAACACAGUGUGAGCGGAGGGUUGUCGACUGGCCUGCCUGCACGCUUCUUGGGGAAUGUUUCAACUUUUUUUCCCGAAAACGCCGCUGAAUGGUGAAGAUUUCUCAUCAUUAUUGGCCGAUUAUUGCUGAGAAACGUUGGGACUUAUGGCCAUAGGGGUCCUGCUUGGUUCGUGUUGUGCGCAAAGACUCGUACUGUCUUUCUGAGCGACGGCCAGUCAGGAUGCUGGAGCUCGUCUGAGAACAGCCCAUCUUUAUUCCUUGUGCCAAUUCAAAGUCUUUUACGCUUAAACUUCUAAAAAAAAAUGCUGUUCUUCGCUUUGUCGUCGGCUCGUAACAAACCUGGAUAACGGAGGAGUAGCUACGUGACAACACCCCAGCACGACGACCAGCGUUACUUUCGUUCGAGGCACAUCUGCCCCGGGAUUUAUUCAGCUGUGGGGAUUUUAAUCAGCCGUCGAUGCAUCUCGGGGUGUCUGAGUCCAUGAGAGAGUGCGAGUACAGCCAAAUCAGCACUCGCAGCUCCACACCAAUGGAGACCCCUUACAAGAAAAGGACCCCAAAGAAGAGGAAGUGGGAGUCCUUCCCGGGUCGGAAUAAGUUUUACUGCGAUGGGAGGAUAAUGAUGGCCAAGCAGACAGGGGUUUUCUACCUCACCCUUGUCCUAAUUCUAUUGACUUGUGGACUUUUCUUCACCUUUGACUGUCCGUUCCUGGCGCGGCAGCUGACCCCAUUUAUCCCGGUCAUAGGGGGUGUGCUCUUUAUGUUUGUGAUGGGGACGCUCCUGAGAACCAGCUUCAGUGACCCAGGGGUGCUGCCCAGGGCCACCCCAGAUGAAGCAGCCGACCUCGAGAGGCAAAUAGAUGUGGCUAAUGGCAGUACAGGCUACAGGCCUCCUCCGAGGACCAAGGAGGUCGUCAUCAAUGGCCAGACAGUCAAGCUGAAGUAUUGCUUCACCUGCAAGAUCUUCAGACCGCCACGUGCCUCCCACUGCAGCCUCUGUGACAACUGUGUGGAGCGUUUCGACCACCACUGUCCCUGGGUGGGGAACUGUGUGGGAAGGAGGAACUACCGUUUCUUCUACAUGUUCAUCCUCUCGCUUUCCUUCCUCACCAUCUUCAUCUUCGCCUUCGUCAUCACACACAUCAUUUUACGCUCUCAUGAAAGUGGGUUCCUUAACGCUCUUAAAGAAAGUCCUGCCAGCGUGCUGGAGGUGGUGGUGUGUUUCUUCUCUGUGUGGUCCAUAGUAGGCCUCUCUGGCUUCCAUACCUACCUAAUCAGCUCCAACCAGACCACCAAUGAAGAUAUAAAAGGGUCUUGGUCUACUAAAAGAGGGAAGGACAACUAUAACCCCUACAGCCAUGGUAAUAUAUUCACCAACUGCUGUGCAGCCCUGUGUGGACCCCUGCCACCAAGUCUUAUUGACAGACGGGGCUUCAUCCAGUCGGACACACCACAGCUGGCUCCACCGACAAAUGGCAUCACUAUGUAUGGUGCCACCCAGUCUCAGCAGAGCCACAUGUGUGACCAAGACCAGUGCAUUCAGAGCACCAAAUUCGUUUUACAGGCCGCCGCCACACCUCUCCUCCAGCAGCAGAGCAGCGAGCCCGUCAUCCUGACGGCCUCCCCUGAAAACGGUGGCUCUCUACCCGGCCGCACCUCCCUAACCCUGGGUGGCCCAUGCACCUCCCUCCCCCUCGGCCAGCCCACCCCUCCGACGUCCACACCUAGCCUCAGCUGCCACGAGGCCACCGACAUGCUGCCAAUCCACGGACACAGCCUCACGCACAACCACAGCCACCCCCUGCAGGAGCCAGUGGCCCACCAUCACUUCCUUACCCCAGAGGAAGUGCCGUCACCCCCAGGCAUGCUUCCCUGCGGCAGCCCCCUGGGCCACAGCCACACCAUGCAGUCGGGCUUCUACAACCCAGUCAGCCAGGACUCGCUACACGAGGACUCAGUCAGAGGACUGGUAAAGCUGAGCUCUGUCUGACAGUGGGAUAUAGAUGCCACCUCCUCCCUUCUGAAAACAUGCACCCAACCCACAAAACUCUUGUGCCACUUUGGUACCAGCUCGCUCUCACCCGGAGUUAGCUUUCCCUUCUCUCCUCAGCAGGACAUGAGAACUGAAAAAAGGCUGUGGUCGAAAUUCAGCUGCUAAGAAAAUGAACUGAACCGAAAUGAAACAAGACGUCCUUCAGCCAGUCUCUUGCCAGGCCUCUCCGUUUGAGCUGGGAGGGAUGUUUUUUGGUGUGGUGGCCAACUCAGACACACUCUUCUCUCUCGCUCACUCUUUUUUUCCCCCACUUCAAGGGAAGUAUAAUCCAAUAGCUCCUACAAACUGGACAGGGGAGUUUCUUCAAAGUGGCGUAUGUCUGUGAGACAUGUCAAGCAAAAAGAAAAAAAAAAAAAGUUUAGACAUGACGUUUUUGGUCAAAAUUGAAUGAAUGACAGGUCUGACCGCGUUUUUUUUUUUUUGUAAAACAGACUUUAGCCUAUUUGCCUGUUGCUGAUUGGACAGCAUCUUUUGCCUUUUUUCUUGGCCGUUCUCAGCAGUGCAAUGGUUGAUGUCAUCAUGUUGCAUAUCAUCCUGCUUUUUCUAUGUUAAAAAAGAGACUGUUGUACUGUACCAUGGUUAUUACAAAUCUUACAAAUUAUUAUAUUUCCUGUGGAUAUUAAUAAAACACCAACUUUUUAUCA
Molecule: messenger RNA, 2881 nt
Organism: Scatophagus argus
Lineage: Eukaryota; Metazoa; Chordata; Actinopteri; Scatophagidae
Product: palmitoyltransferase ZDHHC14-like
Exons: 10
Coding region: 642-2174 (510 amino acids)
Biological process (GO): protein targeting to membrane; peptidyl-L-cysteine S-palmitoylation
Cellular component (GO): Golgi apparatus; endoplasmic reticulum
Molecular function (GO): protein-cysteine S-palmitoyltransferase activity
Source: RefSeq, a predicted model, not a curated record